This is a messenger RNA of Racocetra persica, 465 nucleotides long. The record is from the annotation of a GenBank genome assembly. NCBI's taxonomy places the organism in Eukaryota, Fungi, Glomeromycota, Glomeromycetes, Diversisporales, Gigasporaceae.
AUGUUUUUUGCUAGCAGGAUCACUAUUCUUAAAAAAGAUCAUUUGGAACAAGAAUUUAGUUCAACUGCAGCACAAGCAAGUUCUAGUAUUAUGACUUUAGCAUGUAUUGCUUUAGUUGUACCUGCCACUUUUAUUCUUGCUAUCGAUGGAAAUUCUAAUACUAUGAUUGAUUCUAGAUUAAAAACUCAUAAGGAUCUAUUUAUUAAUGAAGAAAAUGAAGAACCACAAAUAAGCAAGAUAAUAGCAUUAUUUUUGCUAAUUAUAGUAACAGUGAUAAUUGGAUUUUCUGCUGAAUUUCUUGUUAGUUCAAUUGAAGGAGUUGAUUUAAGUAAAACUUUUAUUGGGUUGAUUUUGUUACCUAUUAUCGGAAAUGCUGCUGAGCACACUACUUCUGUUAGUGUUGCAAUAAAAGAUAAAAUAGAAUUUGCUAUUUGCAUUAUAGUUGGCAGCUCAAUAGUAAGUUAA